AUGACUUCACAAUUCGACGCAUUCUAUCGUGGGGCAUCACCUUUCCCAUCUCCCAACGAGAGAGAUGGAGAAAGCGUUUUCUCUUUCGGAUCAAACUUGCCGACUCCGUUCACUCCUGUGGACGAAGUCGACCCACUUGAGAAAACCACAAUAUCAGAGAUACUAGCAGCCCCAAUCCCUCAAAAUGUCUUCGCUGCAAAAGGAUCGGAGUUUGUGCACAAUUGGCCGUCGACCAUCUCUCAACGUAUCGAGAACAUUGCAAUUGAGCAGCCCAAUGCCGUGGCGAUCCAAGAGAGUUGUGGUAAAUCAAUGAGCUACCAAGAGGUCAUGGGGCAAGUCAAUAGAGUGGGAUCUUCUCUUUUGGGUCAUAGAGUCAGGCCGGGUUCAAUGAUCGCCGUCCUCUGCGAGCCAACCUGGGAGUACAUCUGCGCGCUCCUCGCUAUCCUGCGAUUGGGGGCAGUGUAUGUACCUUUGGAUAACCUGCACCCCAACGAUCGCUUGGCCGUCAUUGCGAAUGAUUGCAAAGCUGAGGUAAUCAUCUGCCAGGACUCCACGGUAGCAAGGGUUCCAGCUAUGAAUCUUUCUGUACCUAUCAUCAACGUGUCAAAUCUCUCAUCUUCUCGCGAAGUCCCGAUCGAUGUGGCCUACGACGGCACUGCUUUUGUCCUCUACAGCAGCGGCACAACUGGCACCCCCAAAGGCAUAAUGCUUUCACAGCGAAACGCAUUGAACCAGCUCGUCGGCUGGCACCAUCUCUUUGAGCAUUCAAAAGAGCGAAUCCUCCAACAAGCUGCCCUUGGCUUCGACGCUUCUCUCUUUGAAGUACUCUACGCUUUCGCGUAUGGUGGUGUCGUCUUACUCGCCAACAAAGAGAUCCGUAAUCAGCCGCUCGACCUUGCGAAAUUCAUGCUACAGGAGCAAGCUACCUAUACGGUCGCUGUCUGUUCAGAAUACGUGGCACUAUUGCGUUACGGGGGAGAGAUUCUAAAGCAGUGCAAAUCAUGGAAAUAUGCUUUCAGUGGUGGUGAACGCUUAACGGCGAGUCUCAAAGCGCAGUUCCGUUCAAUCGGAUUGAUGGACCUAAAGCUCAUCAACAUGUAUGGUCCGACAGAAAUCGCUUAUUGCUCUGCAUACGGUAUCGUUCCGUAUCACGAUGAAGACAUAUGGGAUAAUAAGAACGGUAGCCGCGUUGGUGGCAUGUUUCCAAACUAUUCCCACUACAUCUGUGAUGAAAAUAUGCAGGCUCUGCCACCAAACACUCCUGGCGAGAUCUGUGUUGCAGGCGUCGGCGUUGGGCUAGGGUAUCUGAACCCAGAGCAGAGCGCAAAGAAGUUUUUAGUCGACAAAUUUGCCACCGAAAAGGAGCUGAGACGAGGCUAUGGCCGACUGUACAGAAGCGGUGAUAAGGGUCAGAUGUUAGAAGACGGGACACUGAUGUUCCUGGGCCGUAUGGAAGGUGAUGCACAAGCUAAGCUCAACGGCGUUCGCGUGGACCUCGAAGACGUCGGUAACACUAUCCUAACACACGCCAAAGGUGUUCUUUGUGAGGUAGUCGUAAUGGUGAGAGGAACCAUUGAUCCGUUCAUGGUGGCUUUCGCAGUUCUCGAAGAUCAACGACCUCUUGAUCAGGCUCAAGAAUAUCUGAGGACCCUUCUCACCAGCAUGCCAAUUCCACUGAAUAUGCGCCCGGCAAUCAUCAUCCCACUUGAUUCUAUGCCUCGAAACGUAAACGGAAAGGUAGACAAGAAGGCCCUCGCCAGAAUGACGUUGCCGCAACAAUCUACACCGCGAAGCAAAGAAGAGCUCACCGUCGCAGAAGCCCAGUUGAAGGCACUCUGGUCUAGCAUUCUCUCCGAUGGGAAGCUUGGUUUCCAGAUCACCAGAUCCACCGAUUUCUUCGACGUAGGGGGCAAUUCCAUUCUGAUGAUCAAUCUCCGAACCCUCAUCGCCGAAAGUUUCGGGGCAAAUGUCUCUCUGCACGAUCUCUUCGACAACACCACUCUAAAACGCAUGGCUCGCAGGAUCGAAAAAACAUCUACCGAGAGCAGCACCUUCGAUCAAAUUGACUGGAACCAAGAGAUCGAGGUGGCUCUAGGUCAGCUUCAACCAACACCCAGCCAAGUCAUCCUUCUUAUCGGUGCCGAGAACUUCAUCGGCGAGUCAAUUCUCCACUACCUUGCGGCCGAUCCCACCGUGCGCGAGAUUCAUUGCCUCGCCAUGCCCUCUGAAGCCUCCCCGUCUAAUGAAACUGCAUCUCCGAAAAUCAUCCACCACACUGGCGUCCUCUCUUCACCCUCCUUCUCACUCUCCCCAACCCUCGCCUCCUCCCUGGCGCAAAAAGCCACGCAAAUAAUCCACGCCGGCGCCUCCUUCUCCUUCCUAAAACCCUACCAGACCCUGCGCGCCUCCAACGUAUCAUCCACCCUCUCCGCCAUCCAACUCUCCCUCCUCAGCGACACCCCCAACAGAGUCCCCGUGCACUACAUCUCCACGUCCGCGGUGAAGAAGUUCUCCGAGGGGGUUACUGGAGGCUUGGAACGACGGCGCUCCUCGCUCUCGCUAUCUGAGCCGCCUACUGAUGGCAGCGAUGGGUAUGUCGCCUCGCGAUGGGCGAGCGAGCAGCUUUUGGAAGCUGCGGCGAGGAAGUAUGGGAUUGAUGUGCAGAUCCAUCGGAUAGCGGGGGUGACGUCUGAGAAGGCGCCCGAGACGGAUCUGCUGAAUGCUGUGCUCAAGUAUUCUAAGGUUUCGAAGACGGUUCCUGAUUUGGAGGGGUGGGAGGGAAAGUUUGAUUAUCAGCCUUUGGAAUUGGUGGCAGGGAAGCUGGUCAAAGAGGUAUUAGGCGGUGCAAGGGAGGGAGGGGAGUUUGGGGGGAGACGAGGGGUGGCUGUGGGGCUGAAGACGUAUAAGAGUGGGAAGGGCGUGCUGGCUGUGGAGUUGGGGGCGAAAUUGGAAGAGGAGACGGGGGAGAAGUUCGAGAAGGUCGAGUUGCAGAAUUGGGUCCUCGAGGCCAGCAGAUCUGGGAUGAACCAUUUGGUUGCGAGCUAUCUGAAUAUACUAAGCAAAUUGUGCCAGGGGUUCAUAUACCUACAUCAUAUCGACUAG
This is a messenger RNA of Bacidia gigantensis, 3102 nucleotides long. RefSeq names its product putative NRPS-like protein biosynthetic cluster. The transcript is spliced from 2 exons. Lineage: Eukaryota; Fungi; Ascomycota; Lecanoromycetes; Lecanorales; Ramalinaceae. The record is from RefSeq and is a predicted model, not a curated record. The coding region runs from base 1 to 3102 and encodes 1033 amino acids.